Molecule: messenger RNA, 927 nt
Organism: Metopolophium dirhodum (rose-grain aphid)
Lineage: Eukaryota; Metazoa; Arthropoda; Insecta; Hemiptera; Aphididae
Product: chymase-like
Exons: 4
Coding region: 1-927 (308 amino acids)
Biological process (GO): proteolysis
Molecular function (GO): serine-type endopeptidase activity
Source: RefSeq, a predicted model, not a curated record
AUGAAAACUAUUAUAAUUGUAUUACUGUCGAUUAAAGCAGCUUAUUUAAUUGAAAAAAAUUCAACUAAUCACAUCAACCUUAUAUCUAAUGGUGAUCAAUAUGAUCCUAAAGAGUUUCCAUACGUAGUGACUAUAAAAUUAUAUAUUGAGGUCGAGAAAAUUAGCUAUUUGACCUGCACAGGAUCAUUGGUCAGAAAAACUUUCGUAUUGACCGCUGCUCACUGUGUUUUCAAGAGAUCACUUAGUCUUAUAGAAGUAUAUGCUGGACCAGCUUAUGAUAAUUAUAAUUAUCACAGGGUAAAAAAAGGGUACAUGAACAAAGGCUAUAACCCAAACAACACUCAUAUAGUUUCAGACAUAGCUCUGUUAAAACUAAAAACACCAUUCCCACAAGUCAAGAAAUAUAUUGAAAUUGGUGGCCAUCCGGAUGAAUUUGCCAACGACAAAGCCGUAGACUGUACAUGUAUUGGUUUUGGUCGUAUAAAUGAAGAGGGCGAUAUGGGCGUAGAAGGAAGGAGAAUGGACACUAAAGUGAAACAUGGUGAAACAGCUUGUAAAGGAAAUCCUGAACGAGGUUGGAGAGAAUAUUUGUGUUCGGCUACUGGAACGCGGACUAUGACAUGUACGGGAGAUAGCGGAGGUCCAAUGAUUUGCAACGGCAAACUAUAUGGUAUAACCAGUUUUUAUAAGAACUUCACACAAGGGAAAAUGAGUUGUGGAGGUGAUAAUAUGCAGACUGUGCAUGUGUUCCUACACUAUCAUUUAAAAUGGAUAAAUAAUAUAUUAAACCGUAAAGAAGGUAGUGAAGAUGAUAAAAAGAAGAAAAAGAAGAAAAAGAAAAAAAAUUCCGGGAAUUCGGUUAAACCGCACCUAACAAUGUAUACAAUUUUAUCAAUUUUAUCAAUAUUAUUUUGUAAAGUGUAUUGA